UAGCGAAGUCGGGGUACGUUUACACAUACAGCGACUCGCAGCAACAAAGCGACCGGAGACCAUUCAUUUUCAGUGUGAGCUGGCGACCAUUGGUGACUAGAUGUGGGCGUGUCCAGCAACUUUGAAAGUUGAGAAAGACGCUAUCAGUGAGGAUGUAGAGCACUCUGUAAGUACAGAAGAACCCCCUAGAAAAAAGAAAAAGAGGGAGAAGACAAAGGAAGUGAACGAAGCCAAGGAGUUGGAGACACAAAGCAAUGAAAAGAGAGAAGAACCACCAGCUAUGAAGAAGGAAAAGAAGCUGAAAGAGUCACAGGUGAAUAUUGCAGAAGAGAGAAAUGAGGCACCGCAAGUAAAUUUAGUAGUGGAGUCAGAGACACGAAGCAACAAAGAACUGGAAAAGAAAAGGAAAAGGAAAAAGACUCUGAAAGAGUCUGAGGAGAAUAUUGCAGAAGAGAGUAAGGAGACUGAGGAAGUAAAUUUAGCAAUGGAGGCAGAGACACGAAGCAACAAAGAACUGGAAAAGAAAAGGAAAAGGAAAAAGACUCUGAAAGAGUCCGAGGAGAAUAUUGCAGAAGAGAGUAAGGAGACUGAGGAAGUAAAUUUAGCAAUGGAGGCAGAGACACGAAGCAACAAAGAACUGGAAAAGAAAAGGAAAAGGAAAAAGACUCUGAAAGAGUCCGAGGAGAAUGUUGCAGAAGAGAGUAAGGAGACUGAGGAAGUAAAUUUAGCAGUGGAGGCAGAGACACGAAGCAACAAAGAACUGGAAAAGAAAAGGAAAAGGAAAAAGACUCUGAAAGAGUCCGAGGAGAAUAUUGCAGAAGAGAGUAAGGAGACUGAGGAAGUAAAUUUAGCAGUGGAGGCAGAGACACGAAGCAACAAAGAACUGGAGAAGAAAAGGAAAAGGAAAAAGACUCUGAAAGAGUCCGAGGAGAAUAUUGCAGAAGAGAGUAAAGAGAUGGAGGAAGUAAAUUUAGCAGAGGAGGCAGAGACACGAAGCAACAAAGAACUGGAAAAGAAGAAAGGUAAAUCAAAAGACAAGAAUCGUGACAGUUUGGAAAAAAAAUCUCUUCCAAACAUCAAGAAAAAGAGAACACAGGGGGAAAAAAAAGAGGGCCCAGGAAUCCGAAAAACAGCGUUGACUGUGAUUGAUGAAAAACUUUUGCAGCAGAUGAAAGAAUUUAUUCCUGAUAUCGAGUCAAGGGAGGUGAUGAACAUGAGUAAAAUGAUCAAAUACGACAUGCCAAGAUUUAAGGAAUUCAAACAACAAGGCAUCUCUUUGAAUAUCGGACGUUUCACUGUAAAAGAAAACGACAGGCUGAGGAAGAACGUCAAAGACUUCAUGGCUCUCACCGCAAUAGAUAACCCCACCAAGCUGUUCUUCACACAUCGCUUUAAGACGGAACAGGAGAAUAUAAAGAAGCUCAAAGUGAGACACAAGUUCUUUGAAAGGAUAGCGGAAGGAAUUCCCAGAUCCUGCUAUUAUAUUUAUGCUCGUGGAAGAAGAAUGUUUGAUGAGAAAAACUACCAGGGAGAGUUUACAGCGGCAGAACUUCACGCGUUGAACAAGUUGCAUACUUUACAUGGUAGUAAUUGGAAGAAGAUUUCAGAGUUGACUGGUCGAAGUGCAAUGUCACUCCAGAAACGUUACACACAGAUUGCUGAUAACGAAGGCCCCUGGUCCAAAAAGGAGGUACAGAGACUUUUGAGAGCUGUACGAGAUCACGUAGUGAGCAAAAUCCCAGGUGGAGCUGACAAUUACGACUCCGUAAGAGUGACGAAGGAAGUGUUGUAUAAAAGGCUCCCCUUGAUGAAGAUCUCUAAGAAGGUGAAAACUCGUUCGUGGACUCAGUGCAGGGAGAAAUGGAUGGGUAUUUUGGCAAUGAGAAUGUCCUUUGGAACCUUGCUCAGUCAGAAGAAAUCUCUCGAUGUCCAGAUCAAACUCAUAAAAGGGAUAUAUGAAAUGGAUAUCGACGAUGUUGCCCAUGUCAACUGGGAGGACCUAACAGCACUGAUUGGGGAUCUACCUCCAACGUACAUCCAAAGGAAAUGGCACAAAAUGAAAGUGUGCUGUGUGCCUAACUGGCAAAAAAAGAGUUUUGGAGAUAUUGUUGACUUUAUGUACGAGACCAUCUUACCACAGCUGGAGCAGACGCUGGCAUCCUGCAAGGGCUCUGAUGAGACUCAGCAUAAUGAAAACCAGGAGAGCUAUCUUCUCUCAAACAUCUUUCAGGACAUUGAGGACGAUGAUGACAGCAGUGAAGUGAAUACUCAAAUCAUGUGAUCAUGUGGACCAAUACUGACUAAUUAAGGAUAUUAAAAACUUACUCAAUUACAAACUUUGACUACAUGGAAGUUUAUGGUCGGUCGCUGUUUUCUCAUCAUAUUACGUUUAACGUUAAUGCUUUUCUGGUUAAUUGUAAAUUUGCUUGAAAUGUAUUUUGCAGAUUUAUUUUUGUGAUGGUCAAAUUUCUAAUAGCAAAGAAUAUAAAUAAAUGUUAUUGUGCUGUCUUUUACAGAAUUUCAUACGAAGUG
This is a messenger RNA of Ictalurus furcatus (blue catfish), 2532 nucleotides long. RefSeq names its product transcription termination factor 1. The transcript is spliced from 10 exons. NCBI's taxonomy places the organism in Eukaryota, Metazoa, Chordata, Actinopteri, Siluriformes, Ictaluridae. Bases 101 to 2281 code for a protein of 726 amino acids. The record is from RefSeq and is a predicted model, not a curated record.